Molecule: messenger RNA, 591 nt
Organism: Neurospora tetrasperma FGSC 2508
Lineage: Eukaryota; Fungi; Ascomycota; Sordariomycetes; Sordariales; Sordariaceae
Exons: 1
Coding region: 1-591 (196 amino acids)
Source: RefSeq, a predicted model, not a curated record
AUGGCGUCCACUUCCUGGCGACCAAACAUGACCCUCAAAGAGUGUCUACUACCUAUGAGGGGCAUGCUAUGGGAAGAUCGCCCACACAUUCUACGCAGCCUUGAGUACGACGAAAUUAUUCUCCGCUCCUUCAGAGAGAACUACAUCCCCAUUGCUCCUGGCAAUAUUUCCUUCGAGGUGACGAUGCUCGUCUUUGUUGCCAACCAGAAAGUUGGCCGUCACCACAAGGCUGUCGACUACGCACCCGGCAAAGAGUACGACUUUUUCGCAAAACUUGCUAACUGGAACGGCAAUGGAGGCAAAAUGCCAACACAUAUCUACGCCGAGCUGUUUCGUGAGCUCAUCGCCGCUCGAGUUCGCUUCAUGCGACGCCAUCGCGAUUCAGCAGAGACUCCGUCGCAGUUGGCCGUACAGUUGAGUGAGCUGGCCAGGCAUAUGUACGGCCGUUACAGUGACGAGGACUUGUCAAGACGGAUUGAUGAGGAGAUUUUGAAAGCGGAGGAGGAUCAGGGUUCUUCGACGGGAGGCAACCUUGGAGAAGCAGAGUCAACUGAGCUUUCCAAGAACCUAGAGCCUUCAGCACAGGAUUGA